Molecule: messenger RNA, 1460 nt
Organism: Chroicocephalus ridibundus (black-headed gull)
Lineage: Eukaryota; Metazoa; Chordata; Aves; Charadriiformes; Laridae
Gene: RAB34
Product: RAB34, member RAS oncogene family
Exons: 10
Coding region: 332-1246 (304 amino acids)
Biological process (GO): Golgi to plasma membrane protein transport; phagosome-lysosome fusion
Cellular component (GO): phagocytic vesicle; Golgi cisterna
Molecular function (GO): GTPase activity; GTP binding
Source: RefSeq, a predicted model, not a curated record
GUGGGGGACCGGUGGGACAUGGGGACAGCCGUGCGCUGGGAUGCUACACCCGGGACGUGGGGACAUGGGGACAGCGGUACCCGGGGGUGCAGGGACGUGGCGAUGGAUGGGGACAGCCAUACCCUGGGGAUGCCACGGUCGGGAUGUGGGGACGGCUGGGACAAGGGGACAGGCGUGCACAGGGAUGUAGGGAUGACUGGGACACGGGGACGGCUGGGACACGUGGACAGCUGCACCCCAGGGUGUGGGGACAGCCACAUUUGGGGACCUCGGGGUGACUGGGACACGGGGACAGCCAUGCUUGGGGACACCGGGACAGCCGUGUUCCGGGAUGCUGUGCAUGGGGACGUGGGGACAACUGGGACACGGGGACAUCGCCACUCCCUGCUCCCUCUGUCCCCAGGCUUUGCGGUGGCUCUCGUCCAGUCCCCGCUCACCCCGGCCACCCAGGCGGCCCCGCGGGACGAUGAACGUGCUGGCUCCGGUCCGCAGGGACAGGGUCAUCGCCGACCUGCCCCCGUGUUUUCGGAAGGAGGCCGCCCUGCACGCCCGCCCUGCCUUCCACCCCACGGUGGCCAGCGCUUGCCAGGAGCAGCGGACGGGCACCGUGGGGUUCAAGAUCUCCAAGAUCAUCGUGGUGGGGGACCUCUCGGUGGGGAAGACCUGCCUGAUCAACCGCUUUUGCAAAGACACCUUCGAUAAGAACUACAAGGCGACCAUCGGGGUGGAUUUCGAGAUGGAGCGGUUCGAGGUGCUGGGGGUGCCCUUCAGCCUGCAGCUGUGGGACACGGCCGGCCAGGAGCGCUUCAAGUGCAUCGCCUCCACCUACUACCGGGGAGCGCAAGCCAUCGUCAUCGUCUUCGACGUCAACGACGUGGCAUCCCUGGAGCACACGCGGCAGUGGCUGGCUGAUGCCCUGAAGGAGAACGACCCAUCCAACGUCAUCCUCUUCUUGGUGGGCUCCAAGAAGGACCUGAGCACGCCGGCGCAGUACAGCCUGAUGGAGAAGGAUGCUCUGAAGGUGGCCCAGGAGAUGCAGGCGGAGUAUUGGGCUGUCUCCUCGCUCACCGGGGAGAACGUGCGGGAUUUCUUCUUCCGCGUGGCGGCACUGACCUUCGAGAGCAGCGUGCUGGCCGAGCUGGAGCGCAGCAGCGCCCGCAAGAUCGGCGACACCGUGCGCAUCAGCAGCAACGAGAGCGACCUGUACCUGUCGGCACCCCGCAAGAAACCCAAGUGCUGCCAGUGAGGCCCCCCCCGGCUGCGCUCACACCUCUGGACCAAAGAGGGGUGGCCCCGGCCGGCCCCGAGGAGCUGCCCCCGGCCCCCCCGGCCCCCCCACCUGCCCAGGCACCCACAGCCGGGGCGGGCAGGAGCGCCCGUGCGGCUGCCUUAGCUAUGCAAACCCAGGUACCGCUUGCAGGGGGAGAUGCCCCCGGGCUCCCGUUUUUCUUAAUAAAACU